This is a messenger RNA of Punica granatum (pomegranate), 5891 nucleotides long. The record is from RefSeq and is a predicted model, not a curated record. Lineage: Eukaryota; Viridiplantae; Streptophyta; Magnoliopsida; Myrtales; Lythraceae.
AAACCCCCAAAUCCAUUCUCUCUCUCUCUCUGUCUCUCUGUCUCUCAUCUCUGCUUCAGAGAGUUCAGUUCGGUCGAUGGACGAAGAGUGAAGGCGGAGAAGAUGACGACGAUGGAGAAGCUGUUCAUGCAGAUCUUUGAGCGGAAGAGGUGGAUCAUCGACCAGGUCAAGCACCAGUCUCACCUCUUCGACCAGCACCUCGCCUCCACCCUCCUCAUCGACGGGAUCCCUCCUCCUCCUUGGCUACUCCCUCAGCCCUACUCCUCGGACCCCGCCGAGUCGAAGAAAGAAGAGCUCAUUUCAGGACUCUUGUUCCCAUUUCCUCAAAUAUCAGCCCCUUAUUCCAGCAGUCGCAACUCUCUGAAUUAUCAGCAAAUUUUUGCAGCUGAUAGUGAAUUACGUCAGGGUUUAUACGGAGAUGCUUGUGCUAUACAUGGAAAACCUGAAGCCAGAGGCAAGACAUCGGUCCUGCCAGAGGUCGUAGGUGAUUAUGAUUGUGCCGUAAGUGGUGCUCCAAAUCCAAUAUCCUCUUCCCUUGGAAAGUCUCCUCAUGAAUGCUUCUUGAAUGAUGCUUCCGAGCUGCUACCCACUCCCAUUGCUAAGUCCCCUCAAGAUCAAAGAGAGGCAGAAGUCCCUGACACUUAUCAUAGUUUGGAACAAUCACUUGCGAGGAUCCAAAGGUCCAAGCCGAGACAGAAGGAUCUUGAGCUUCGCAACAGCGUCAGGGCAUGUAAAAGCUCUUUAUGUGAUGAAUUUCACGCCGAUGUCAACCCAAGCACAAUUACUGGCUCUGGAAAUGCCUGUCCACUCACUGACCAUGUGGAUGAUGUGGAGGUGGUUAAAUCCUUUGGUACAGAUUGCAAUGUUUGUGCUAUGGAAGAACCUCAAAUGGUUGAUUGCAGGAGUGACGACAAGGCUUGUGGGAUUUCCAGUGAUAGAGGUAUAGUAACCGUUGUUUCUGACCUACAACCUCUAAGUGUUGAUGAGUCGGUGAAGCAUGGAAGCUCUCGUUCCAUUGCUGAGAGAUUCAGUGCUCAAGGCUCUGAAUCUUCAUUCAAGUCUAACAGUGGAGCACUGAAAGUUGUCCAAUCUAUCUGUGUUACAAAUGCAGGGGAUUCUCGGAUAAAGGAAAAGAACAGAAGUAUUGACUGUAGAAGAAUAACCAGAUCCCAAAGUUCAACUCAACCUCAUUGCCAGAGUGAAUUUUUAAAGCAGGCUGACUCCUCUGCCAUUGGUCGUGAAGCUAGGAGUUUGCUUGAAGAAGCCAUCCAUGUCAACUCUACUGAAAAGCUGAGUGAGAGCAGCGGAAUGCAGGAAGCUGAAAUUGAGUUUUGCCAAAGCACUGAACAGUUUGAUAAUGGUGGACUUUCAAGAAUGCAGGAGUCUCGGGAUACUGGUAGUGUGAAGGUUAACUACUCAGAGGGCGGCAAGUCAGUACAGAUGCAACAAAUCGAUGCCAAUAGCGGGCAAGCUGACAAACCUCUAAACCUGAGUAAUUUGCAUCCCACAGUAAGUCGGUCCACUUCCACUGGUUCCUACAAGCCCACCUCUGUGAAUGUAUCGACUGAUGCUGAACAAAGGGAUGCUUGUAGCAAUCACGUGCAUAUUUUGUCUGGCAACAGAGAUGAUGCUGGUCUGAAGAGCUCUGGUCCAGAUGUUGCAGAAAUGAGGGUUGUUUCUAAUAAACCAUCACAAGACAUUCGUGCACACACCCAGUCUAACUACAAUGAUGAUAAUGUGAAAAAUGAGUCAGAAGUUCUUGUCUCUGGCUCGAAUGCUGAUCACGCCACGCAGGUAGAGCCCAAGCAACUUGACUUUGAUGAUAUAGGAGGGCGAAAGAGCGGCUUGAAGGGAAUUGAUGGCACUGCCUUAGAAGAAAGAAUCCGGGAAGAAGAGCCAGCUCAAGGUCAAAGUAAUUCAUUAGGCCCAGAGAACGGGGACAGAGAGUGCUGUUCCUUUUCUACUGAAGUCCUUGUCGAAGACACAGUUGACGGCAGCAGAAUCACAAGACCAGAUACUGCAGUGCUUUUAUGUGAUGCAUCUGAAGCAGGCAGAUCUCUUACUUUUGAUUUUUCCCUAGAAGGAGAGAUAACUGAGGGUCGAAAUUCUGCACUUGGGGACCUUCCAUAUGAAUAUGACGGUGAAAAUGCACUCCAGCACCCACUUGAUGUUGUGGAAGCUUCUAGUUUAUCUAGUCCGAAAUUCAUGGUGAAACUGGAUCUUUCAGCAGAGAGGAGUACAAAGCAGUUUGAUUCAGCAGAGCCAUCUAAACUGGGAUCUCAUGACAGUAAAGUGGAAUACAGUGCUCGCGUCAGUCCUAAAAUAUCAGCUGAGGUGAAAGUUGGAAGACUAGCAGGUUCCACCAUUUCCAGUCAUCCGGAAUUAAUUUUGGGUGAUCAUACAGCAGAAGUUCAUGGAAGUGUGCCUGGAAGUACUGGUGAUUCCUCACUGCGUGAUAUGACUACAGACAAUCCUGUGUGUCAACUUGCCCAGCCUGUAGAAAAUCAUAUCAGUGGUCUGCUGAAUGCAGGUUGUUCUAAAUCAGAUGACCACCACAUUUCAGGAAACUCUGUACUGUCAAGGGAGAAGUCAAGUCCACAUUCAGGGAGCUUAUGGCCUCAAUCUAGGCAGGGAAGUGUUGGAACUGGUCAAGCUGAGCCUCCAACUGCUUCACCAACCUCUUCUUUGCAGAGUUCUCGCAGGCAUACUCAAGAUAGAAACUUGAGUAGAGUCGAAUGCCACCAAGGGGAUGUUCCAAGUCUGGAAGAGAUUAUUACAGCUCAUGAUGGUGAUGCCGUAUGUCCUAAUGUCAGCUGCAACCCAGGUGAUUUAAUUGAAGAGAAUUUGGAGGAUUAUGCAAUAGAAGGAUUUCGCUUUUCGCCAAUGCAGCAAGAAGGAAAGGGUGACCCAGGACCAUCUCUUGACACAGGUCUUUUGAAAAAGAACGCUGCUUCUCGACAUAGUUUAUCAGAAAAAACAGAAGUAACUGGUGCAUCUGACUAUGUGUUUGAUAUAAGGACGUGCAUCGAAGAUGAAGUUAAAGUUCAACAGCACGCCCAAGAUAAAUUUGAAUGCGGAGAUGCAGAACAGUCAGCUUCUUCUGAAGGACCUGUCGAGGGAAAAUUGUCCCAUCUUGAAGAGUCACUUGAGCAUUCAUCUCAUUUGGUUGGUUCUCCUCUUCCCCCUGUGGAAUUGACCAAUGCUGAUCAAAUGAUGCCUGUUCUUGAAGGCUUUGUUAUGGAGACGGAGGAUGGACAAUUGUGCUUACCCAAAGGUGGAUCUAGUUUUGAGGAGUUUGAUCUUCGAGAUAAUAUGGUAGAGCGCGCUGGUCUUAUGGAGCAGCUUUGUAAAUCUACAUGCUUGCAUACUCCAUCCUCUAAUUUAUCACCUGCAGAUAAAUUGCACAAAGGAUCAAUUUCAUAUCAGUCUGUCCCUAAUGGCCUUCUUGAGUACAUUGACCUCAAGAGCACUCGGCCUUUGGAAGAUGAUGUUAUUGGUCUCUUUAAUGGUGGUUUCUUCAAGAAAGAAGUUGGGCAUGCGUUGGAUGAAAAAUCAUUCUCGGACUGUCUUCCACUUUCUGAAGCCGAAAAUGCUAGGAAGCCCUAUUUGUCUCCAGUUGGAAAGUUUUGGGAGAAAAUCGCCUCAAACUCUGGCAGUUCAAAGAAUAAAGCAAGCUUAAUUCCCGAGCUUCCAUGCAUAAGCGAAGAAAAUGAGAUUGCAGAUGAAGCAACUGGUACAUCAGCGAAUGACAUUCCUUUAGCAGGGAUAACAAGCUCCGCUAAGAGAAAACCUCUUGCUGAUAUCACAGAAGAUCCAAACUGUCCUGCUUCAGUGUCUGAGCUCGAGAAUCACAGAUGUAGUCUAGAAUCUGUUAACACAGAAGUGAGCUUCAGUGGGACCAACAAAAGGUUCAAACAGAAGCUCGGGACCCAUAGAAUGAGCAAGAAGAGGUACACCAAUAAGAUGAGGGAUAGCAAGGCCGUACCACGUAGUGCGAGGAUUGCAAAGGUUCCAACAGAACUUCGUAGCAGUGUCAGCAAGCCAAAUAUGAGCCUUCAGAAAGAUGGCCUUGGUAUCCUUGGAAAGGAAGCUAAGCGAGGCAAUAUAGUCUGUAAUGUAAAUUCGUUUGUUCCCUUGGUUCAACAAAAGCAAGCAGCUGCGCCUUUGGCAGGGAAGAGGGAUGUUAAAGUGAAGGCUCUUGAAGCUGCAGAAGCUGCACGGCGUCAAGCAGAAAAGAGAGAGGUCGAACGUAAAAUGAAGAAGGACGCUUUGAAACUUGAGAGGGCAAGAGUGGAGCAAGAAAAUAGGAGGCAAUUGGAACUGCAAAUGAAAAGGAAGGAAGAGGAGAGGAAGAAAAAGGAGGCUGAAAUUGCCGCUAGGAAAAGAUUAAGGGAAGGAGAGAAAAAGGACAAAGAGAGGAAAAGAAAACGUGUUGAGGAUGCUCGAAGGCAACAAGAGGAACAGAAGGACAAAUUAGGUCCCAAGAAAGAAGGGAAAGAAAUGAAGGCUAAGGCCAUGAUUGUUGAUGAGAAAAAAGAUGUCAACCCGAAGAUAACAGAAAAUGAAGCCGCCAUAACUCGGAUUUCACAGGAUGUUCUAGCAGAUAGAUCUCACGUACCUGAGACCCCGUGUAACCGUUCAGAUAAUUCAAAGGUAACAAGCUUUUUCAACCAGGGAAUAGAUGGAACCACUGUAGGAGAUGGCAUUCAAGAACAAUCAUAUGAGAUAUCCCCCUACCAGUGUUCAGACAAUGAAGACGAAGAUGAGGACGAUGAUCUGCCCAAAAAGUUCAUUCCUUCAUGGGCAAGUAAAAAUCUCAUAGCACAGGCAAUCUCCUCUCAACACAGAGUGGAUCCCGAUCUGAUUCUUCCCCCAGAUAGCUUUUGCAGUAUAGACGAAGUUGUAUUGCCUCGGAAGUUACGACUGAAAUAGGAGGCAGCUUCGCUUGCAUUGAAGUGUCUUAUAUUGCUCUCUCAAUCACCAGAAGAUAAUAACAUGUUUGGGAAAUCUGAAGAGAUCCACUGUUUGUUCCAUGUAAAUGUUGUAGCGGAACAUGCCGAUCAUCCGAAUGUGUAUAUAUUUCUCUUCUAGACAGUAUCAAUUCUGGGGAUGUCUCUGAAGAUUCGGUGGAUUUUCCUCCACUUGCAGGGUCACAAUCUCAGACCCUGCCCGUGCCAGAUUUAGAUCAUCUCUCCUCGAGAAGCAAGUCGGCUGUGUUCCCUGUUCACUGCAGCAUGAGGUUAGGCUUCAGAAGCUGAUGAGUUCUAUUACUAGAUGGAAUCAUAUCGCAGUAGCCGACACAUUCUGUAACAUAGCUUUUAACCAGGCUAUAUAAUUCAUGUAAUUUCAAGGAAAUACUGCACCGAUCAAUAUUCAUGGUCGUAAAUUACAUUUUUGAAGCUUGGGCACAGCCCUAGUCAGUCUCUCACUCUUAGCCAUAGCGAUCAGGGUCAUGGCGUAGGGAAAUAGGACAUAAUAGUUUGGGUCAUGUCACCUCUCAUGACAUCGAGACUUGGGCUUCUCAUUUCAAAGCUUCCAAGCUACACCAGGUGAUCCGAUCCUGAACUGCAUAUGUUAGGCGGCGAUCACCCAGGUGCACCGGUAUAGGUGGCCCCGGCCUCGACACCAGACCUGUGUAACCUCAGAAGGAGCUGUAAUCCUUCACUGAUGUUGAUGUUUAUUCAUAUCUCGAUUGAUGGCUCCAAUCGACAUGGUCCACGAAGACAGACUGGGUCUAAAUCGGAUUCUCUUUUGCGGGGCCGCCUGCUGUAAGAUUUGAGUAAUAGGCUGAGCUGCUCCCUAACGGCUAUAUUGACUAUGGAGAUUGGAAUAAUCCUAUUCUCGUCCCAAGCUCUUCAUGGAUUAGUUAUGACUGGGCUUUGCUUUCUGCU